This is a messenger RNA of Rosa rugosa (rugosa rose), 2174 nucleotides long. Its product is annotated as heat stress transcription factor A-4c. Gene Ontology annotation, biological process: regulation of transcription by RNA polymerase II. Gene Ontology annotation, molecular function: DNA-binding transcription factor activity; RNA polymerase II cis-regulatory region sequence-specific DNA binding. The coding region runs from base 703 to 2058 and encodes 451 amino acids. The record is from RefSeq and is a predicted model, not a curated record. NCBI's taxonomy places the organism in Eukaryota, Viridiplantae, Streptophyta, Magnoliopsida, Rosales, Rosaceae. The transcript has 2 exons. Gene Ontology annotation, cellular component: nucleus.
GAUUCAGACUAAUUAAUCCACUAUCCAAUCGAAGGUAAUAUCCAGAUAAUCAUUUCCUAUGAGAUAUCCUUCUUUUUCUUUCGGAUAUAUAGAAUAAAACGAAUUUACACCAGAAAAUUCUUACGCGUUUCGAGGACAAAGGAUGCCCAAAUAUUUCGAGAAGCACGACCGACCCAAACGAAUCGUUUUCGGGAUUUGGGAGUCCACCGCAGCAGUAGCCUUCUCUGCAACUUCGUUAGUCCCCCUCGUCUUAUAAUUCGCCAAUAUUCUCGUUACUUUUGCUCCAAGCUUUUUUGAAAUGUAGUGAAGUUAAAUUCUUUGAAACUGUUUCAACGAUUAGUCAAACUGCGUUUCCUUUCUUGUUCUCUUCAAUUUCUCCAACGAAAAACCAAAACCAAAGAUUGGGUGGUUUUUUUCUGGGCAUAAAAUUACGGUAACUGCACAACCUACUCUGUCCGGAGCUUCCAUUAUUUCCUUGGCCGAGCAUUCACACCAUUUGGGAUUUGCGAUUGAAAAUCCGGAUUUUGUGUGAUUUGAAUUGGUGGAUGAAGAUUAAAGGAUUGAAAUUUUGCUGGGUUUUUGGAGUUCUGAGGAGUAGCUGACACAUUGCUUACUGGGUUUUUUGGAUCAAAGUUUUUGGGGUGAUUAAUACAUUGCUUACUGGGUUUUUGAUUUGGGGUUACUGGGUUUUGGUGAAUUAGGAUGGAUGAAGUUCAAGGCGUUUCUGGAUCUUUACCUCCUUUUCUUUCGAAGACAUAUGAAAUGGUGGAUGAUUGUUCGAUUGAUUCGAUUGUGUCUUGGAGUGCGAGUAAUAGAAGCUUCAUUGUCUGGAACCCUCCGGAGUUCGCCAGAGAUUUGUUGCCAAAGUAUUUUAAGCACAACAACUUCUCUAGCUUCAUUAGGCAGCUCAACACAUAUGGUUUUCGAAAGAUUGAUCCGGAGCAAUGGGAAUUCGCGAACGAUGAUUUUGUUAGAGGUCAGCCACAGCUUAUGAAGAACAUCCAUAGAAGAAAGCCGGUGCAUAGUCAUUCUGUGCCGAACCUCCAGGUCCAAGGACAAGGACAAGGGAGUUCAUCGUUGUCUGAAGCUGAAAGGAAGAGUAUGAAGGAUGAGAUUGAGAGGCUUAACCAUGAAAAAGAACGCCUUGCGGUGGAGUUACAGAGGCAUGAGCAGGAAAGGCAGGGAAUGGAGUUGCAAAUGCAGUUCUUGAAGGACCGCUUGCAACAUAUGCAACGGCAGCAGCAAACCAUGGUGUCUGUUGUGGCUCGAGUUUUGCAGAGACCAGACAUUGCCUUGAAUCCUGUACCGCAGUUUGAACUCUGUGGCCGGAAGAGGAGGUUUUCAAGUGUCGAUUUGGCCUAUGAUCAGGUCAGCAUUGGAAGUGGUCAGAUGGGGAGUCGGGAAAAUGUAACUAGAGGAAGUAUGGAGACGGGAAAGGUACUGCAAUUGGAGUCAUUCCUGACAUUUUGGGAAGAUACCAUUCACGAUGUUGCUGAGACUCAACUUCAGGCUAAUACAAACAUGGAGUUAACUGAAUCUACAAGUUGUGCCGAAAGCCCAGCUGUAUCCUGCAUGCAACGUAUUGUUGACCAUCAAUCUAAAUCCACAGCAAUUGAUAUGAAUACGGAGCCUGCUGCAGCUGUUUCUCCUGUGCCUGCUCGAAGUGUUUCUCCUGCACCUGCUGGGAGUGUUUCUCUUGAGCGUGCUAGAAGUGUUUCUCCCGAGCCUACUAGAAGUGUUUCUCUUGAGUGUGCUAGAAGUGUUUCUCCAGAGCCUGCUAGAAGUGUUUCUCUUGAGCCUGAUGCCUCAAAACAACAACCCUCAAAAGAACAAACAGCUAAAAUUACUGGUGCCGGGGUCAAUGACUUGUUUUGGGAACAGUUCUUGACAGAGAAUCCCGGUUCAACAGACUCUCAGGAAGUACAGUUAGAAAACGAUUCCGAUGGUAGGGGGAACGAAAUUAAUCCAAGUGAUCAUGGCAAGUUGUGGUGGAAUAUGAGGAAUGUAAAUAACCUUACAGAACAGAUGGGGCAUCUCAGUCCAGUAGAGAAAACAUGAUGCUAUUUGUUUUUUCUGGGAUUGUGCUGCCCAUUAGCUUACAUAUUAUAUUUUAGGUAUGAAUGUUUAUUUUCUCUUUAGGGCACAUAUAUAUACAUCUUCUGUGUUUGAGUUCA